This is a messenger RNA of Ornithodoros turicata, 1797 nucleotides long. RefSeq names its product putative nuclease HARBI1. Lineage: Eukaryota; Metazoa; Arthropoda; Arachnida; Ixodida; Argasidae. Bases 53 to 1246 code for a protein of 397 amino acids. The record is from RefSeq and is a predicted model, not a curated record. The transcript is spliced from 5 exons.
AAGUUAGCAGACGACGUUAGCAGACGACGGAACCGUUGAAGCGCAGUUCAGCAUGGCGGAGGGAAUAGAAAGUGAGAAAAGUGCAGGAAUGUCGUUGUACCAUGAACUGGGAACAGUUCUUCUUGCGCCUCCUUAUUCACCAGAGCCUGAUGACGAUAGCGGGAACGAUUUCGAGGAAGAUGUGCUGUCCUUCGCGAACGCCUUCCUAGCGUUUCUUCCCUCUGAACUGAGACCAAAAGUAGAGGGGUUCGUCGAAGAUAAAGUGCAGUCGUACAGUGAUGAAGAGUUCAGGAGGAACUUUCGGUUAAGGCGGGACGUCUGUGAAACAUUGGUAGCAGGGUUCGCCGCAUCAGACGUCUACCCGAUGAGCCUCACACACGGUGGAGCCACACCGAAAACGCCGGAAUGCCACGUUCUGUCAUUUCUGUGGUAUGCUGGCAACAAGUCAUCAAUCAGGGACGUGGCUGGACGCUUCGGUGUGAGUGAGAGUUGCCGGCAUUCCAUGCUAACACGAGUAAUGACUUACUUGUGCCAGAUUGCACACAGAGUCAUCUGCUUCCCUGAACAUCUGGAGGGCAUGGCUCAAGAAUUUGAGAAAAUACCUGGAUUUCAUGGGGUCAUUGGCUGCAUUGAUGGCACUUUCAUACCAAUCCGGUGUCCUGCGCACAAGCCCCGUGUCACGUACGUCAACCGGCACGUCAUGAUCUCACUGACACUCCAGGGAAUUUGUGACAACCGCCGCCGUUUUCUGGACGUGUCAACAGGCUUUCCCAGCAAGAUCCAUGAUGGGAGAGUCCUCACACUGUCCAACAUAUCAAAACGUCUGCCUUCCCUAUGUGAUGGUGGCAGGUACCACAUUCUUGGUGACGCUGCUUAUCCUUGCAGGGAAUACCUUAUAACUCCAUAUAAGGACUAUGGAAACCUGACUGAAGCGCAGUCGACAUUUAACAUGAAGCUGUGUGUCACAAGAGUGCUCAUUGAGAACACCUUUCGCAUUCUAAAGCAAAACUUUCGGCAGCUAAAGGACGUAGAAUUUUUUUCAGUGGAGAGGAUGUGUCAGUUGAUCAUGUCGUGCUGCGUUGUACACAAUUUGUGCAUCGAUGCUAAUGACCUCAUGGAGGAGAGUCUCCAGGAGAGCCAAGAAGAUCUGGACCCUGGAGAUGGAGACGUCGGGGAGGAGCAAACUGCGCUGCGCAACCUUGGUGAAUUGAAGCGUCAGUGGCUGGUGAACAUGGUAGCACAAUAAAUUUGCUGCAGGGGCUCUCACACUGUUUGACCCUUCUGACCCUGUCGGCACUUCGUGUGAUGUGGAAGGCAGUGUACCACGUUCUAUGGUAGCAUCACAGGGAGGCACUUUUCUCCUGACGUCACUAACAUUCCAUAUUACUUGUGGCUGUAUACUAUCGUCUGCUUGGCGUAUCUGCUCCAAUUCCCUUUCAUAUGGCACAGCUUGCCUGCUUCGGCCAGAUGUCCUGUUAUUAUCUAUUGCCUUUUUUUUCGUACUCAUUACUGUCUUAAUUCUUACGUCACACUGGUUUGGCGUUUUUGUUGUGUUAAGAAUCCUGUUUAAUUCGUGGGAUAUUGACUCAAACAUUUGCUUUUUGUUUUUGAACUUUUUGUAUGGACCUAUCUGUGUACUAUAACGGCUGUAUAAGUCCAUCAAUAACAUUGUCUCUCCGUCUGUCCAUUUUGAUGCUGAAAGAAAAAAAAGCAAAUGUUACAUUUUCACUGCACCUCUACUUCAUAAUGAAGUUGUGUAAAGUCGUAAUCAAGUUAAAACACCUUGUAGGGGGUUCA